CCACGACAAAGGCGCAUUAUCUGUAAACAUAAAUUGAUGCAGAAAUAAGGGUCCUUUCCGCCAUAUUUUGCGGUGUCCUCUAAUUCUCCGCCCGUAAUAUCUCUUUUUACCUUGUGUUCGAGAAAGGGAGAGCAACAUUCUGCCGCGGAGUCAACUAAGUUACUUCCAAGUGCUCAAAGAAACUAGACUAGGCAUUGCAGAAGCUCCCACGCUGCUCAGGAAGCUAGCGUUGCGUCGAGCAUGGCACGGUUGAUUUACCUCUGCGUCGCCAUUCACGCUCUCCUCUCGCCCUCUCUUGAAGUUGCGGCGGCAAAAACGUGUCCUCCGCCAACUGGGUUUGGGUACAAGAUCAACGUCGCACCAGGACCAAACAAGAACGGGCAGUACACCCAUGGCAAAGUGGUGACGUUCUCCUGCCCACCUCACGGCUAUACAACUCAUCCUGACCCGCCACCGAAGGCCACGUGCCAGAGCGACGGCUCCUGGAACGUGAACUUCACAGCGACGCCGGUCUACUGUCAAUUGGUGUCAUGCUCACCCAUCGAUGACAAUUAUCUGAUCCCAUUUGGAAGUGCGGGCGGUGCGGACCCAAAGUACACGCCUGCCGAUCGCCAGCACAUCUUCGGAGCUGUGGUGACAUACACAUGUGAUGUGGUGACAUACACAUGUGAUCCUGGCGCAACCGUAUCUGGCAAUGGUACCAGUGUUUGCCAAGAGGACGGCACGUGGUCUGGCAAUGCCCCGUAUUGUACUGUACCGCCUCAGACCUGCAAGUCCUGCGCAAGUUCCAAAACUGGCUUAACUCAAUGCUGCUCAAUGCAAACAGAUGAUCUGGGCUGCUGCUCCAAAGCGGCUCAACAAACCAUCAGUGCUAGAUUCGACGGCCUCCCGAAAAGCUGUGCUGCAGACCUGGAGAAGGAGCUCCUUCCUUGCGGCGGGCGUCUUCUGAAAUGCUUUGAUUCACCGACCACCCUUCAGAACACCGAGGAUUGCCAGAAGCCCCUGCCCAAGUUUGGAUGCUAUCAUAACCGAGUUCUGCCGGUUAGUUUGGGCAAGGACUUGGAUGGGAACUGCUCGGCUCUAGCUACAUCAUCAGACCCUGUUUCGUGUGUGCUGACAACUACGGAAUCCCUUGGAGGCACCCAGUACCCGCAAGGCCUGUGCCUCCCGUCGAGCUGUGCUGGCGAUCAGGCCACAAUAGACAAGAUCGUGGCGUCGACGCUGGAAAUGGACUGCAAGCAUGACAUGCUUGUCGACAAGCUGGGAUUCUGCGUGGCCUCCUCUCUCUCCCUCACCUGCUCCAACAAUAAGAAGUCAACAAUGACACCAUCAUAUCCUGGCUUGUGCCAAAAAGACAAGUGCCCGAAAGCGCCAUAUCCUACUUGGACGGAAUGCUGCGCUUUCAAUUCCACUGAGUCUGGAUGUUGCUCCUCUGUAGCUAAAGAUGUUCUGAAUAGCCGGUUUGCACCGCUGGAUGCAUCACCCAAGUGCUCUAGGGCACUGCACGGUCAGCUGUCAUCAUGUAUGUCUCAAUUGACGCAGUGCCUCAGCAACACCACAGGAACCAACACGUCUAACUGUCCAAACCUUCAUGGCUGCACUGUGCCAAUACAGACUGAGCAGACUUGUACUCAGUACGCCGGGGCCAAUUCAGUCUAUUGCACCAAAACCUGUGCAGGUGCUGCUAACUGUAACAAGGAGAGCUUCUGUCUGCCCGCGGACUGUGCAAGCAAGGACGCCAUCACACAAAUUGCCACCGGAGAUGCGCAGAUCAGCUGUGGCCUUCUGAAAUCGGGCAGUGGCAUUCAGUUCUGCAACGAAAUCACUGUUAAAAUCACCUGCAGUGGUGGCCUGACUGGAGCAUACUCAUUAGUAGAUGUUCCAAAGGCCUGUCAGAAGCCACCGAACGCAGAUGAGAAUGGCUACUUCAGCGUCUUCUAUCCGUCGCCGUCCACACCGAAGGGUACGUAUCCGAGCGGGACAGUGGUCGAGUACUUCUGUAAUGCUGGCUUCAAGAGUUCGCCCGGUGCCUUCAACAUCACUUGCAACAAUGGAAACUGGAACGGCAGUGCACCUGCUUGCACUGCGGUUGAUUGUGGCAAGCCAACGUUAGAUACGAAGACCGCCGCAAAGGUAUCCUACACCGGCAAGACUACGUUCAGCAACAAGGUGAUGUUCACGUGUCCACAGGGAUACAAUGCGUUUCCCACCAGCUCCUCGUGCCAAGCCAACGGAACAUGGGACUACCAUGUGCUUCCCUACUGUAUCUCUGUAAAAUGCCCGCCAUUCGAAGACAACAAGUUGAUCCCAUUCGGGUCGAUAAAGUUCAACGUCAAAGGAAAGGAUCCACGAUUCACUGGUGAUGACUUGUACAGUAUAUUCGGAGCUCAAGUGAAGUACACCUGUGAUAAAGGAGCCGCGGUCACUGGGACUGCUGUGCGCACCUGUGGCAGUGACAGAUCCUGGUCAGGUGACCCAUACUGUGAAGUGCCGAUCUCCAAUUGUACUACUGAAUCAUGUGCCAAAUCUGCGGACUCGGAGACGUCUUGCUGUGCGUUGGAUUCGCAGACCAUCGGAUGCUGCUCUGAGGCGGCCAUGGUGACCCUUGGGUCACGCUUCGAUGGGCUAAAAGGACAGUGUGCAAUGGACAUUGAAACAGAGCUGCUGCCAUGUGGCGGUCGCCUCAUCCAGUGCCUUGACUUCCCAGGCAAACAGAAGAAUGAGCUAAACUGCAAUCCCACUCCGACAUUCGGUUGCUACAAGAAUCAGAUCCUGCCCAGCGCACUUGGAGAUAAACUGGAUAGCAACUGCCAGGCCUAUUCUGAGACACAGGGCACCAUUUCCUGCUUGGCUGAGACCACUGUCACCCUGACUGGCACCCUGUUCCCUCAAGGCUUCUGUUUGCCGAAAUCCUGCAACCAGCAGGCUAUGCUUGACAAGGUUGCAUCAUCGACGAUCGACUUGGACUGCAACAAUGACCUACUAGUGGCCAAUGGCGGCUUCUGCCAGGCUUCGGGCAUCAAGAUCACCUGCGAAAAUAACCUCACCUCCAGCUACACACCGCCCUACCCUGCUCAAUGUUCAAAGGGCAAGUGUCCUGUGUCUAAGACCAGUUAUCCAAAAUGGACCGAGUGUUGCUCGAUGGACGGCAAGGAGAUUGGCUGCUGCUCUCCACUGGCCCAGCAGAUCCUGAGCGACCGCUUCAGCUCUUUCUCCAAGAGUCCGAAGUGCAGCACAGCCCUGGCCAAGCAGCUGUCUCCCUGUCUGUCUCAGCUCACACAGUGUUUGAGCAAUGUGACCGCGGUGGGCGAAGAGAAAGUGUGCCCCGACCUGCACGGCUGCAGUGCACCCUUCCAAACCAACGACACCUGUGAGAAGUUUGCCGGCAAAGGGUCUUUGUUCUGCACACGCUCUUGUCCAGGCCAGCCCAACUGCGACCAGACCAGUUUCUGCGUGCCCAAGGACUGCACAACGGCGGAUGCGCUCAGUGCCAUGGCGUACAGCGAUGCCGUGAUCAGCUGUAACCUCUGGAAGACGGGCGGCGUGGAGUACUGCAGAUGGGUCAACGUCACCAUUACCUGCGAAGAUGGCACUUCCGGUGCUGGAUCAUACGAUGAUCGAGCCAAGUUCUGCAAGCCACCCAUCGUGCCUAGCCAUGGCAACAUCACAGUCACCAGACCACCGGGGGCUAACAAGAACUACACAUACCCUGUUGGUGCGUCCGUCACGUACGCCUGCGACCAUGGUUACGGACCAGACGGCAACUCUCCCAUUAUCCAUUGCCAGGACGACGGCACCUGGGACUUCAAGGGAUCCAACUGCAACCCGGUGGACUGUAAGAAACCAAUGGUGGACCCUUCGUCUGGUGUUGUCAUCGACGGCAAGAGCUACACGUUUGGCGACGUCGUGCACUUCAAGUGCUCCGAGGAGGGCUUCUACGCCACACCGGCAUCCUCUGUGUGCCAAGCAGACACCACAUGGGAUUACGAUACUCUGCCCUACUGUCAAGCUGCCAAUUGCCCGGACCUGUGGUCUCUGUACGGAGAGAACAAUGAGAACAAGGUGCCCUAUGGCACGGUGAUGCUGGAGAGGACCGGUGUGAAUGACUCUGCACAGAUUGGUCAAUCCGAUCACCUCUAUGGUGCCAAGUUGAAGUACAUCUGUUCACCGCCGGCCUUGGCAAGCGGUCCCACAACACUAACUUGUCAGAACAAUAGUCAGUGGAGUAGUCCACCACCGAUAUGUGACGUUCCACUGGUGGGCUGCAACUCCACAACCGACUGCAAGGACGUGUCCGGUCACCCUACAUUUACUGAGUGCUGUUCAUACGGUACAGAGUCGUUGGGAUUAUCCUGCUGCCCGACUACCACAAAGUCAGUUCUGUCUGCGCGCUUUGAUGGCCUGGCGGGACAGUGCUUGGCCGACAUGACUGCUGCGUACAGCUCUUGCUCCAACCAAGUGGUCCAGUGCCUGAGUGAGCCCGAUGGCCUGUGCGGACUUGAGGUCCAGAGGUUCUACACGUACGGGUGCAAUGGCGGCGUGCCUGUCCCGCCUGCGACACAGUUCACUGACGAGUUGAACAAGUUCUGUCACACGUACGGGCCAGCCAACUCGGUGGCGUGUCUGGAAACCGUUACGCUAAUCACAGGAGAACAAGUCGUCGGUCAAACAGCGUGCAUUCCAGAUUCGUGCGUGAAUGACACGAGCCUUGCUGCCAUUGCCAAGUCAUCGCUGGAGAUGUACUGCGCUAUCAACGCCGAUCCCUUCUACUGCCAGUAUCAGAGCGUUCAGCUGGAUUGUCAAACUGGUAUCAGUGCUCAGAUUGACAUGGAAGCCUCGUGCUCCCAGUGCCCACCGCCAGAUCAACCCACGCUCACGGAGUGCUGCGAGGUGCAGAACUACACGCUCGGUUGUUGCUCAAAGGGUGUCCACAAGGUGGUAGAGGAUCGUUUUGUUAACGCCAGCCAGGCGUGCCAGGAGGGACUCGGCCAGCAGCUGUCAAUGUGCGGCCAGGCGAUAGUCAGCUGCAUGAAUCAGGUCGAGCUGAAGGGCGUGCGUCAUGCCUGCCCCAACUGGCACAACUGCCACGACUGGAUUGGCAUGGAUGCAUGCCAGAUGAACUUGGACAAUGUCACGACGGAGUGUAUGAGCACGUGCAGCGGAGUGGAUACUUGCCAUGCCGGUCACUACUGCCUGCCCCAGGCCUGUAUGAACGAGGCCGACGUGCAGGCGGUCGCCAGUCAGGACGCACUGCUGAACUGUGGCUACUACAAGUUUGCGUCGGGCAACACCACGUGUGGACAGGUGUCAGUGAACACGCAAUGUUAUGCUUCUGAUGGUAACAAUAUCUCAGCAGCUCACAACGUCACAGAUAACGGUGUGGUGAACAUCACAAUGUGCAACAAACCGUUCAUACCGGACAACGGUUACGUGCUGCCUGCAAUGGACACGUACCGCAGUGGCGUGUCACUGCACUACUAUUGUGACAAGUACUACCGCUAUAAUCCACAGGGAACACACACCACGUAUUCGGUCAACAUCACCUGCAUGCCGUUCGGAGGGUGGCAAGGAUAUCCGCCAGACUGUGUCCCCAUCAACUGUCCGGACAUUCUCGGAAAUCUGGAUGGUGGCCGAUUCCCGUACGGACAGAUAACCGUGCAGCAGGAAGGAGUGAACGGCUCCGAGUGUACACCCGGCCAAGAAGGCGAUCCAUGCCUACACACUGCGACGGCAACACUGAAGUACAAUUGUGACAAUGGAACCAAGCUGGUUGGCUCGCUGUACCGCACCUGCACUGAGGAUGGCACUUGGAAUGGAACACAGGCUAUAUGUACCAUUCCCACCCAGCCGUGCUCCGUGAAGCAGAAGACCUGCAGUGGCAGCACGCCAGUCUGCAUAUCCGUGGGAACGGACUCGGGGCCCAUGUGCGGCACACGGAGAACUCAAGAGUUUGUAGAUGUACGCUUCGCCGGGCUGUCAGGUGAUUGCAAGAAUGCGCUGCUGGAAUCCUUUGCGCCUUGCAUGACUCAAGUGAUUGAUUGCCUGAACCGCGCCGAGUCCUCCCCGGAGUGCCUCGACUUCCUGUAUAACUUCUACAUGUACGGUUGCAACAAUGGAGCACCGCCACCGAGGCCGGAUAUGCCAGGCAAGAAGCUUCACCAGUUCUGCGAGGCGUACGGACCACCGUCGUCGUUGGCGUGCGUGGACCACAGCGACAAUAUCGACGCGUCGUCGAACGACCCGAUACCGUUCUGCUUACCGCCGCAGUGUACUGGAGAUCUGCAGGCGUUUGCCAAUGCUACGCGAAUGCUGCGCUGCAAGGCACUGGACGUGUUUCCCACCUGUCAGGUCUACAAAGUCGACCUCACCUGUGAAUACCCUAACGCCACCAAGAGGCUCUAUGGAUCCGCUGCACCAGACACAUCCUGUGAUCAAUGUCCCCAUCCAGGCCAGGACGCAUCACUGACCGAGUGCUGCGCUCUUGGCGACGUGAAGUUUGGAUGCUGCCGCAAAAACGUUUCUGAUAUCCUGGCUAUGCGCUUCGCCGAAUUAUCCACUGGCUGCACGCAAGCCUUGGGCCACGACUUCCGACCGUGCCGUGCCGCACUCCUGGACUGUUAUAACCAGGGCAAGAACUAUCACAGCAGCCCUGAUCCACUCAACAACUGCCCAAGCCUGUACGGCUGUACUGCAAAACUGACCAGGGGAGAGGGCGACUGCAUUGGCUUCACUGGCGCGAAUUCCUCCUACUGUGCAGCCAACUGUACAACGGACAUUGGCAACACGAAAACACGGGACUUCUGCCUUCCUGGCUUGUGCACCAACGAGGGCGACAUCCAGGCGUACGCCCAGUCGGAAGCCAGUGUAGUAUGCUACAUGGCGAAGCAAGCAACGAAGCAACUGUCCUGCGGAGAGGCCGACUCACUGCUUUCCUGUGACGCUUUGGGUUUCUCUCAUGAGUACAGCUAUAAGGCCAAGUUCUCAGAUGUGGUUGGAACAACGGCCUUUGCGCCAACAACCGGUCCCCUCAAGAAGAAGAAGUCGAAGACGGGCGUGAUUGUAGGCGGCAUCAUGGGCUCAGUGCUGGCCGUUGGCCUGACUGUCCUCGUCUACCUCUUCUACCGGAGACGCUACGCGAGAAAACGUGGCGACUUCACGCCACUGAAGAACCUGCAGGAGGAUGAGGAUGAGGAUGAGGAAGCGUAAGACGCAUCAGAUAUGUGCCAGAGCAUUGGCCUUGCACAGCCAGGCGCACAAUGCUAUUUGAUCCAGAUUUUAGUUUUCGAAUUUGAGCAUUAUUUUUGUAAGCAACUACACCAGGGCUUUUAACUUGUCCAUUCUCAUAAUGCUCGCAAUGCCGAAGUGUCCUUUUCUUGCCCAUCGUGAGUUCAGUGACAUCUGAAACAGAUUGCUGAGACAUUAAUUUUGUUUUCUGACGCAUUUUGACGCGUUUGACUUGGUUGCUGGCACCUUCAUGAACCUCUAUUUUCAAUAUCUUUACCUCGUAUAUUUUGCUAGUACAUCCCCAAUACUAUAAUUAUUGUCAAUUUUAUAAACCUAAUACUUUCAUUCUCAACCAGAUUUCUUUAUUAGCCAUGAUAUUCGCAAUUUCCCCUGAUCAGCAAAGUCCUCUCCCCAUGCCAUAGCCUGUAGGUACCACCCUAUGUGCACAGUUAUAAACAAUUUGUGGACCUGUAUGGCACAGAGGCUGCUUGCACUUCUUUUCGAUGCACGGUGCCGCACACCCGUUUUCCAGCAGCAUGCAUUAUUGCCGGUGUGUCACGGUAGAGUUAUUACAAGCAUUUUUUUUACGACUCCCCAAUAUGUAUGGUGACAUCACAGUGCACCCAAUAUGUAUGGAUGACAUCGCAGUGCAGUCCGUGUCAUUACGCAUGCAGCCUGUGAUACAUCUUCAUGCAUGGCCAAUACUCUUGUCCAGAUCAA
This is a messenger RNA of Sycon ciliatum, 7944 nucleotides long. RefSeq lists its product as uncharacterized. Bases 241 to 7206 code for a protein of 2321 amino acids. The record is from RefSeq and is a predicted model, not a curated record. Lineage: Eukaryota; Metazoa; Porifera; Calcarea; Leucosolenida; Sycettidae. The transcript has 49 exons.